Molecule: messenger RNA, 2784 nt
Organism: Polyodon spathula (Mississippi paddlefish)
Lineage: Eukaryota; Metazoa; Chordata; Actinopteri; Acipenseriformes; Polyodontidae
Product: E3 ubiquitin-protein ligase ZFP91-like
Exons: 11
Coding region: 955-2784 (609 amino acids)
Biological process (GO): regulation of transcription by RNA polymerase II
Cellular component (GO): nucleus
Molecular function (GO): transcription coregulator activity
Source: RefSeq, a predicted model, not a curated record
UUGAGGCACAGAGACCGAACUGCACCCUCCCUCACCCCCCUAAGAGAAAGGGGGCUCCCUCCAGUCCAGGGAAGGCUUGAUGCACAGAGACUGAACUUCACAUGUUUACAGAGGACUAGAUAUUGAUUCAGAAUCUCGGUACAGAAAACAGGAUAAUAUUUUAACCAAUCGCAUCUGUUUGAUCAGUUAUUGCAAUAAUGAAAUAAUGUAAGUUAUAACUCUCAUUAGAAAUUGCUUUAUUUAUCAUCGCCCGAGUUUGUGCAUGACUGGAAAAAAAAAAAAAAAAAAAAAAACGUGCAGACGCCGCGUUCUCGACGCAUUGAGGCAUUUAGAAAACUCCAACUCCCAGCACCCUUUGCCAGCAUGCCUUGGUGUUUUUUUUUUUUUUCCCCAGGACGUGGUCGGUGAUGGGAAUUGUAGUCUUUUUAAACACAGGCUCAAUACAGUUUCCUAUGGUGGACAACAGGCGCUCAGGACUACAACUCCCUUCAGGAAACAGCUCCCGCACCGAUCUGCGGGCACAAGCGGCGCUGAGAAGAGGUGUUCCAUUUUGUUUUACUCUUUAAAAAAAAAAAAUAAUAAUAAUAAUAAUUAAAAAUAAAUAAAUAAAUAAAUAAUAACUGCGUGCUGUUGUCUUUUUUUUCUUCUUAAAGUUGAAGCGCGGCCCGGUUCUGAGCAUUGCAGGAAUAGCAGAUUUUCUGAUCCUGCGCCUUUAAGAAUGAAGAAUUGAGGAUUGCGAGGGUCUUUCUUUUUUUUUUUUUUUUUUUUUUAAAUAAUAAUCAAUAAGCAAUUUGAAUAAAACACAAUGCAACAAUAAAUAUGCAUAGCUAACAUAUGCAUUAUUAUUAAAAAGCAUUGCAAAGCAGCGAGAUCGGAUCGCAUCCCCGAAGCGCCGUCUAUCAGAUCGCUUUGUUUUUUUCGGUGCAAUUUUAACGCAGUCCGGGGCGGGCGGUUAUGGAACCGGAGCCGAGCCGGGAUGAAGACGCCAGUAGCGGCGGAGUGAAGACCGAGCCGCCGCCGGUGGUUCCCAGCCCCGCCGCCCCGGGGAGAGUGCUCCGGGACCGGUCUGCGGGUCGCACUUUGACCGCAGCGGCGGCCUCGGAGGUCCGGAGCCCGGGGGAUCAAACGCACACGCAGCCCGAUACCGGGAGAGUGCUGCGGGAGCGGACGGGACGCUCCGCCGGGUGUGGAGGAGCCGGGGACGGUAAGAGCCGCGCCUCCCCGGCCAGUGGGCUCCAGCCAGCGGGGAGAGGGGACGGGCCCGCCGCUGCUGCCCGCCGGAGGAAAGCGGAGUGCCCCCGCCGCAGGAGGAACGCCGGGGCCCGGGGAGAAAGCGCGGAAGAUGCGGUGGAUGACAGCGGCCUAACAGUAGAUUCCCAAGACACACAGAAUUCUACAGAAAAAACUUGCGUUUCGUUUUUGACAGGAGACGCCACCGCCCCAAAAUCCCGCCCCACCAGGUCUCGAAGGAGUGGGCGUGUCUCCGCCCGCCGCCAACGGGCCUCUGCGGAGAACUCGAGGGCCACAAAGUCUCGCGGGGGACCGGGACCCCUGAUCUGCAAGGCAGAGCCAGAUACUGAACAGAAAGACUGUACCUCUGGGGCGCUCCAGUCUCUCCCUGCUGUGAGCGAGGAUGAAGAGGAUUUCGUGAUCAGUGAGGAAGACCCUCCAUUUCGAGAUGACCCCAAGGACCAGAACUACAAGCCCCACAUAGAGAGGGACCCUCCUAACCCUAAAUCGAAGCCCCGCCAUCGCUCUCAGAAAGGGAAGGAGGAUAAAGAGAAGAAGUCUGAAAUCAAGCUGGAGGCCGACGUGAAGGAAGAGAACGAGUUCGGAGAGGAGGUGGAACCGCCCAGGAAGAGAGGCAGGAGAAGGAAAGACGACAAGAGCCCUCGCCUCCCGAAACGCAGGAAGAAGCCGCCGAUCCAGUACGUGCGGUGUGAGAUGGAGGGGUGUGGCACCGUGCUGGCACACCCCCGUUACCUACAGCACCACAUCAAAUACCAGCAUUUGCUGAAGAAGAAGUACGUGUGCCCUCACCCAUCCUGCGGCCGGCUUUUCAGACUCCAAAAACAGCUCCUGAGACACGCCAAGCACCACACAGAUCAGCGAGACUAUAUUUGUGAAUACUGCGCCCGCGCCUUCAAGAGCUCUCACAACCUGGCCGUGCACAGAAUGAUUCACACAGGAGAGAAGCCACUACAGUGUGAGAUCUGUGGCUUCACGUGCAGGCAGAAGGCGUCUCUGAACUGGCACAUGAAGAAGCACGACGCAGACGCCUCCUACCAGUUCUCCUGCAGCAUCUGUGGCAAACGCUUCGAGAAGAAGGACAGCGUGGUGGCGCACAAAGCCAAGAGCCACCCGGAGAUCCUCAUCGCCGAAGCCCUGGCCGCCAACGCGGGGGCCCUCAUCACCAGCACGGGGGCCACCGAGGAGGAGGGCGCGGGGGUGGGGCCGGGCCCUGAGGGGCUCCUGCUGUCCUGCGACCCCCUGGUGAUCUGUGCGGAGGAGUUGGGGACCCCCAACGCCAGCCAGCUGGGGGUGGAGAGGCUGGUUAUGGAUCCCCAAGCUUUGAGGUCGGACGCCCGGAUUCUGGGCUCCAGCGCUGGGCUGAUUGUGGACGCAGAGGCCCUGGGGGCGGCUGGGGAGGUCCUGAUUGAGGAUUCGGGACAGCACCUCCUAACCCUGAGGCUGGGGGGGGUGGGUGGCGGGGGUGGGGACCUCUUCCUCAGCGACUCCCUUCCCCCCCGCCUCUCCCUCCCUUUAAAAAAAAAAUUCGGAUGA